UGAUCAGGCAUCACCCAUGGACGGGCAAUCAGUCAUGUCUCACGCGCUACACGGACUCUCGACGCGUCCACCAAUCAACCGCGAAGACUCAUGGUCACCGACUACCUCACCCGCGGCUUUGGACGUUGAUGGCGUGGUUCAAUCAAAGAAGCUGGAGAGCGAACGUGUGGGCGACUCGGCAAGCCGUAGCACCACGGCUAUCGCUUCAGACGACAGCGGGUCGGAAACGCAUUUGAAUGAACACCACAGCAGUCCCCGAAAGAACAUAGAACUCGUACUCAAACCGUCUGGAAAAAAUGGCGAGUACGAGUUCACCGCUAAAGAUCCCGCGCUCCAAAAGGCCCUGCGGCGGGAAGCCGAUAAGCUCAACUGGAAGAACAAGGGCAAGCCCACAGACCUCAUCUACCGGCAGCAGUUCUCUACUUUUGACCGCUUAAACGCCGCGGCUGCGCAAUCUCCCUUUCAUGGGUUCUUCACGCUGUUUUGGAUCGCCAUGGCCUUGCUGCUUGUGCGGAUAGCAGCGAAAAACUACCGCACUAAAGGCUCUGUGUUUGGAGAUGCAGAGAUUCUGCAUCUCAUGGUCGACAAAGAUCUUUUUGUCAUGUUGGCGACCGAUGUUGCAAUGUGCAUAGCGACCAGUUUUUGCCUCUUGCUGCACAAAGCCAUCGCCAACGACUAUUUGACGUGGAAUGGUUCAGGAUGGCUGAUACAGUCGCUCUGGCAAGUUUUCUACACAGUCACCGUCAUCUGGGUCACCUUCUGGCGUCACUGGCCGUGGACGCAUACUGUGUUUAUUGUUCUGCACGUCUUUGUGUUGUUGAUGAAGCAGCACGCUUAUGCAUUCUACAACGGUUACUUAUCGCGCGUUUGUAGGCGACGCAAUCUUCUGCAAGCCAAGUUACGUCAGCUAGACGCCAUAAAAGUGCAAGAAGGCCCUUCUGAGACGACCACCGUUACUGGUGUAGACAAAUCUCACCAGCAUGAUCUGAAGCACCGAGGAAGUACCGGACCCAAAUAUUCGACGGACAUUUCCAAUGAAGAAUCAGAAAUUGCAACUAUCGACCAAGCCAUUGAAGCUGGAAACCCGCUCGACUCGGAACAGAUUGAGACGUUCAGACGCGUGUUGAACACAGAGAUUACCGUUCUCAACGAGGAGCUGCGUGGAAAGUGCACGGCAACAGACAAUGCCUACCCUAAGAAUCUGACGGUGCGGAACUUUGUUGAGUGGACGUGCUUCCCCACCCUCGUUUAUGAUUUAGAGUACCCCCGCCACGAGCGCAUAAACUGGUGGUACGUUGCCGAGAAGUCGGCAGCCACACUGGGUGGUAUCUGGGUCAUGAUCAUCAUCUCACAAGCCUACAUCUACCCUGUCGUCGUAGAGACUGUGCGACUGAAGGAAGCUGGCAUGCCAUUUGAGGAGCGGUGUAGAGAGUAUCCAUGGGUUGUCUUGGAUAUGAUCUUCCCCAUGCUUCUUGAGCAGCUUCUCAGUUGGUACGUCAUCUGGGAAUGUCUGCUCAAUGUGCUUGCGGAGCUUACGAGGUUUGCCGAUCGAGGCUUUUACGGCCCGUGGUGGAACUCUGUCUCGUUUGACCAAUAUGCCCGCGACUGGAACCGGCCUGUGCACAACUUCCUACUCCGACACGUCUACCAUUCAUCCAUCUCUUUCUUCCGUCUGUCCAAGAUUCAGGCAACAUUCUUCACCUUCUUUCUCAGCGCCAUUGUCCACGAAAUCGUCAUGUUUUGUAUUUUCAAGAAGGUCAGGGGCUAUUUGUUCACACUACAGCUUACACAGAUACCACUGGCGGCGUUCAGCAAGACAAAGUUCAUGAAGGGGCGGGAUACGCUGAACAACGUCAUCUUCUGGGUUGGCCUCUUUACCGGGCCUAGUAUCCUGACGAGUUUGUACCUGAUCGUGUAA
This is a messenger RNA of Exserohilum turcica Et28A, 1918 nucleotides long. RefSeq lists its product as uncharacterized. The transcript has 3 exons. Lineage: Eukaryota; Fungi; Ascomycota; Dothideomycetes; Pleosporales; Pleosporaceae. The record is from RefSeq and is a predicted model, not a curated record. Gene Ontology annotation, biological process: ergosterol metabolic process. The coding region runs from base 17 to 1918 and encodes 633 amino acids. Gene Ontology annotation, cellular component: endoplasmic reticulum membrane. Gene Ontology annotation, molecular function: ergosterol O-acyltransferase activity.